AGCUUCCUUCCACUCAGGAGUGCAUUCAUUUGGAUCAUUCCCCAUCAGUUCAGAAGUGCAGUCACAAGACCAAUUCAGUGUUCGCACCGCAGCACCCGAGACUUUCGCUUCCCAAAAUCCGCUUGUCGGAUGGCAAGAACCAGACAUCCUCUCGAGGCGUCGUAGCAACCCCCACCUCCGUUCCCGAUAACCGCCCAUUAUGCUCGACGAGAACCUCCCCACCUUCCACUUCAGGCCCUCGGCCGACAGUGCCCUCUCCAGUAUCGUCUACCUAACCCAGUACGGUUCCGACCCCACCCCCGAGUACGUCCUCAGGCGAGCCGACCCGUCGCAGCCCGGCGGCCGCAACAAGUACGCCGUGGCGCUGUGCUCGCCCGUGGGCGCCGACAUCGUCUACGCCGAGGUCGACGUCGCGCCCGAAUGGACGCAGCCGACGCUCUCGGCGGCCGAGAUCCGCGCCCAGAGCGGCGCCGCGCCGCCGCCGCCCGUGCCCGUCGUGCCGGACGCCUUCUCGGUCCUCCUGUACAACCCGGACCAGGCCGUCGCGUUCAAGCUCGUCCCCGGCGGGUGGAACAAGAGCGACAGCUGGGAGUUCGAGAUGCCGACGCAGUCGUUCAAGGUGCCGUCCGCGAGCGAGCUGGACCGUCAGCAGCAGACCGGCGGGCCUGUCGACCUCGUGCCCCGCAUCAUGUUCCGCUGGAAGAAGGACGGGAGGCUGACCAAGGACAUGACGUGCUACAUGACGGGCAAGAGCCUCGGCGGGAAUAAGAGCAAAGAGCCGGACAUCACCGUCGCCCUGUUCAAGGCGGGCAAGGACAGCGCCAUGACGAUAUACCAGCCGAACCUGCAGCGGGUCGAGGUCGAGGACAUGAAAGGUCUCGAGGUCGUGCUGCUGCUCGCAGCCGAGGUCAUACGGGAUCUGUAUCUCGCCCCGCGGCACGAUGUGUUCAACACGGCGGGCUCUGCCCCCGGCGCCGUGACGGACGGAAGACGGCGGACGAGCUCCCGCCCGGGAACGGCACCGUCGCCCGUGGGGGCCACCAUGUCCGGCGCGCUGGGCAACCUCCCGCCCGGCGGCAUGGCGACGACGGCGACGACGAGCGCGCAGGCGGCCGACGUCGAGGCCGAGACGCGCCGCCUCCAGGCCAUGGUCGAGCGGGAGCAGCGCGAGGAGCGCGAGCGCGAGAAGCGCGACCGGGCGGAGCAGAAGCGCAUCAAGAAGAUGCUCGACGAGGAGGACAAAGAGCGCCGGCGGCGCGAGGCCGAGGUGGCCAAGGAGACGGAGCGCCUGCGCAAGAAGUACGGCACCGAGGGCCAGGACCUGCCCUCGACCAAUACCGUGGCGAGCCCGCCCCUGCCCCCGCGGUCGUGGGCCGGUGUUGGCACGCCGCCGAGACCCGUGAGCGUCGGCCCCGUGCCGAACGGGUACGGGGCUCCGAGUUAUGGGUGGGGCGGCCCGGCGGCGGCGUCGCCUCCGCCGCCGCAGGGGGGACCGCCUGGCCAGGGCUGGAGGAGAAAUGGCAGCGGAGGAGGGGGGCUGAACCUGCAGAACCCUACGGCGAGCGUCAGUACAUUCUUUGGCUUGAAUAGGUCGGAAGACCCGCCGCGGAAGGUGCAGAAGAAGAGGAGUUCGCAUUGGUGAGUUUUGGGUUUAGAGAAAGGGGAGGGCAUAUUCUGGCGGCAUGGGUGGCGUUGGCAUAGUCAUGGAUUAUUAUGAACGGGCUUCGAACUAUCAUCGGGGGGGACCUGCUUGGAGUUAUGGGGUUUGGGCUUCGCGGGUCUUUUAUGGUUCUGGGCCUGGGACGGAAGGAAGGGUUUAUGCGCCAACGACUCUCCAUACCACGGUUAUAGCUACAAUAUCAGGUUUGGCAAUGCAUAGCCUUCCAUCCUCAAGUGACGGUUUCUUUUCCUGUAGGCGUCCUUAAUCACGGCCCAUUAAAAAUUGAGGG
Messenger RNA from Phialemonium atrogriseum, 1949 nucleotides. RefSeq lists its product as uncharacterized. Bases 200 to 1642 code for a protein of 480 amino acids. The record is from RefSeq and is a predicted model, not a curated record. The transcript has a single exon. NCBI's taxonomy places the organism in Eukaryota, Fungi, Ascomycota, Sordariomycetes, Cephalothecales, Cephalothecaceae.